Molecule: messenger RNA, 2571 nt
Organism: Pteronotus mesoamericanus
Lineage: Eukaryota; Metazoa; Chordata; Mammalia; Chiroptera; Mormoopidae
Gene: ZSWIM3
Product: zinc finger SWIM-type containing 3
Exons: 2
Coding region: 190-2271 (693 amino acids)
Molecular function (GO): zinc ion binding
Source: RefSeq, a predicted model, not a curated record
CAAAGAUGCCCCCAACCCAUUUAACCGGCUCACACUUGGGCUGCUCCUGAGCUCCAUUGCAGGCCACCCAAUAGGGGCCGACCUUGAAGGCGUUUGGGUCUACGCUAGCCUCUAGACCCUCACAGUGUGACCUCUAACCCUGGUAUUUAAUCUUAGGGCCAGCCCCUGGAGUAGGUUGAGCGGGUAGCCAUGGAGCUGGGCAGCUGCUUCAAGACCUACGAGGAUUUCAAGAAGUGCUUCAGCGUCUACAAAAAGGAGAACAGGUGCUCCUUCAUUCUCAGGGACCGCGUCUCUGUCCGCUUCCACAACCUCAACCAUGGCACCUCUAUCCGUGAGGACAUCCUAUAUGUGCAGGUGAAAUUCGUCUGCAUUCGGACCCAGUCAAACAGGAAGAGAACACCAGAGGCGGACACAUGCCCGGCAUACUUGCUCCUGCGGUACAACGAGAAACUGGAUAGACUAUUUAUCAGUGAACUCAACACCCAGCAUAUACACGUUGACUCCAAAACUGCGGAUCCUGGAGGAGACACUGCUGGCAAAUCUCAAAAGACGAUGUGCUUACAGAAACCUGAGCCUGAGCAGCCUGCCUUCAAGAAAGACCUGAACAUGGCUGAGAAGCCCCCAGUGGAACCAUCAUUUUGCUCAGAUAAGGUCCAAGCAGCCUCCCAGCCAGAGCAGGAGGGUAUCACCCCUUCUGACCUGGCCAAGAUAGCAAAAGUGAUGAAGAACUUUCUCAAGGUGGACGAGGGUUCCAUGGCCUCCCUCAGUGUAGGCAACAGCCAGGACCUGGACCGGCUCAGCUUUCAGAGCAGCAAGAUGAGCAGCCUGUUCGUCCGCUUCCCAGAAAGCCUCUUGCUGCAUCGGGUGGAGAACGCCCAGGGCCACAUUCUCUAUGCUUUCUUGGUGGAGAACAAGGAACGGGAGGGCCGAGUGGUACACUUUUCUGUGCUCAAGGCCGAGACAGCCACGUCUGUGGCCAAGAUGCUGAGUAUCUUCGCGGAGUUCAACUCAGAUUGGCCCAAGAUCAAGGUGGUCUUUGUGGACCCAUGCUUCCCUCACCGGGCCGUCCUGCAGGAGGUCUUCCCCGCCGCCCGCCUCCUCCUGUCCAUCUAUCACACCACCCGCCUCCUGGAGAAGAAACUGCAUCGUAGCUCCACCGAUGCAUCCUUUAAAAAUCUCAUGAAGGAAGCCCUGCGGGAGGCGGUGUUUGUCACCUCCGAAGCCAGCCUGCAGAAUCUCUGUCAGAUGUCCCAGGCCCUGCUAGACGAGGAGCUCUUCAGCUUCCUGCAGGCCCACUGGUUCUCCUGUGAACUGCUGUGGUACAUGCACGUCAGGAAGGGCCUGCACGCGUGUAACACCUACAUGGACAGCCUAGACAUCGUCACCAGCAAGGUGUCCAGCCUCUUUCGAGAACAACAGUCCCUGCUGGACUGCAUCCUCCGCUUUGUGGAUUACAUAGACUGCUUUAAUACCAAAGGCGUGAAAAACUUGCCCACGGCUCCCCCCAAGUUAAAGAGAGUGCGGCCAGCAAGCAUGCCACCAAAGUCCAAGAAGCCUUUUGGAAUCUGUGGGGGGAGCCUCACCAGGAUCCCUGUGAAAGAGAUCCCGCAGCAGGUGCAGCUGCUGCAGCAGCCCCAGAUGCAGCCCUCGCACGGUGGCAUGCUAGACACCUUGCACCAGCGUGGCUUCGAACUGGCCUAUAAGCUGUGCUACAAUGAAUGGGAGGUGGUGCAGAACUCCACCCACCUGGUGGAUAUGGGUGGCGCCUCCGUGGACGUGCAGCUGCUAGAGGACUCUCACCAGGUCAGCAAAGACGGCUGUAGCUGCAGCUGCUCCUUUCAGCAGUGGUACCACCUGCCGUGCCGGCACGUUUUGGCCCUGCUGCACACCAGCCAGAAGCCCGUGGGUGAAACCAUGGUUUGCCGCCGGUGGCAGAAGAGGUACCAGCACCUCCUCGGGCCUGGUGGGGAGCUCCGGGCCCCUGUUGUGGUCCCAAACACGGGCCAGCCCGGGAAACAAGGACGGAAGGACAUGAUUCAGGACCUAAGCAGGGAGCUAGCAAACCUGCUAAUGCAGAGCGAGGGGCCAGAGUUGGAGGAGCGUUUCUCCACCCUGCGCAAGAUUGUGGACAUCUGGGCUGACCCUUGCCGGCCAGCCGAGCCCACUCAGCAGCCCGGGGACUUCAAGGAUGUGGGCCGCCUCCCUUUCCUCUGGGGAAAGGAGGAGGAAGGGGAGGGACUCCCUCUUUCUGAAACCGCGAUUCACAAUUGAAGCACUUGUUCUGAAGCACUUGUUCUGAUGCACUAGACCACAAAUCUCUCUCCUUGGAAGUCUGAGAGCUCACAGUGGGCAGGACACACUAGGGGUCAGCAUUUUAACCUAUGUCUUCUUAGAUAGGGCUGGGAAGAUUGUUAAAAUAGGGAGAAGAGGAACCCCAUCGUGUGACAGACCUUUGAACCACUCCCUUUUCUGCCCUGCCUUUGGCGUUCCUCAGAGCCUCAUUCAUUGUUCAAGGCCAAAGUUGUCUCCUUCUUUCUCCCUUAAUCCCUGAGAUCAGAUCUUACUCACUUU